This is a messenger RNA of Mangifera indica (mango), 1687 nucleotides long. RefSeq names its product protein BIG GRAIN 1-like B. Gene Ontology annotation, biological process: auxin-activated signaling pathway. Lineage: Eukaryota; Viridiplantae; Streptophyta; Magnoliopsida; Sapindales; Anacardiaceae. The record is from RefSeq and is a predicted model, not a curated record. The coding region runs from base 415 to 1584 and encodes 389 amino acids. The transcript has a single exon.
UCUUUGUCUUUCUCUUUCAAGCAUUCUCUCUUCUGUCUUCAGGCGUGAGGUUUGGCUUUUGAUUACAAAUACUCUUUUACAAAGCCAUCAAGAACCCAUCAAUGGCUGUCUCAUUUUUAUAAGAUUAGCUAAAAAAGAAUUACAGAAUAACAAGGCUAGUGCUUCUUUUAUCCCCACUUCUCUGUCUUGACGUUUAUGUUUUCGUUUCUUUCUUCACUCAUGGGUUAUCAUUCUCUCUGUUUCUCUCACUUUCUGGCUCAGUUUUUUCAGCUUUUGAUUCACAUAUAGUUCUCUUUGAAGCAGACAAAGAAGAGAAAACAAUAUCAUUUGAAACCUACUGUUUCUGCUUCUUUCUUCAUUUCUUGUGUGCGUUUGCGUUUAUUAUUAUUAUAAAAAUCUGAAUUGAGUUCUUCCAUGGAUGUGUGGGAGAAGUAUUCGUUGAGGGAAGAUAAGCGUCUUUUUCAUCAGAGCCGAAGCAGGAGAGAAACUAACAAUCCUUCUUUCUCUUCAACUCUUCUCGACUCUAUUUACCGUUCCCUUGACGAAUCAAACGGUAAAGGAGACGAAGAUGACCGAGAGAGGAUUUUCUAUAGAGAGUCCAUGAGGAAGAAGAAGCACGGGCGUGGAGUGCAAGAAGAUGAUCAAAUGGCUCGUGUGCAACGAGCUUGCACGAUUGAGAGGUGGAUGGAGAAGAAAGUGAGCUGUGAAGAGGUCGCUCUUCGAAGAAAAUCCACGGCCGAUUUUGAAACAAAGCAUCAUUUUGAUAAUUCGGUGUUGUUGAACUCUAGUUCUAGUUCUUCAGAAUCCAGCUGCGGAGGCGGCUUUUCGUCAUCGGAAUCAGACUGCUUUUAUGGUGCAAAAUCAAAAUCCAAGUCAACUUCUUGUUAUUCGAAACCAAUUCGAAUCAGUCUCUCGUCCUCUCGCCCGGAGAAAGAGUACGUUUCAUCGCAGAAGGCGGCGGCGGCAGCGCCAAAACACGAAGGAGUUUCCGGGAAGACAAAACUUUCCAAGGCCUUGAAAAUUUACAGUGAUUUGAAGAAAGUUAAGCAGCCGAUUUCUCCAGGCGGCCGACUCGCAAACUUCUUGAACUCUAUUUUCACUGCAGGAAAUGCAAAGAAGGCAAAGAUUGUAAACUCAUCACAGCCGGAAUCGUCAUGCUCAUCAGCAUCCUCAUUCUCGAGGUCUUGUUUGAGCAACACGCCAUCAUCAAGAGGCAAGUUAAGCAACGGAACCAAAAGAUCUGUCAGGUUUAUCGUUGAUGAAGACUGCAGGCCUUGUGGGCAGAAGAAUCUGUAUGAAAAUAACAAGAACGAAGAGGUUCAAUAUCGAGUCAUGAUAGAGAGGCAAAGAGUUCAAGAAGCGGCCAGGGAAUUGCUGAAGAAUUAUCAGAAGAAGAAGGAGAAGCUUGAUGAAGAAGAAGAGGAAGAUGAUGAUGAUGAUGCAAGUUGUGCAAGUUCCGAUCUUUUUGAAUUGGAUAAUCUUUCAGCCAUUGGAGCAAUGGAGAGGUACCGAGAAGAAUUGCCGGUUUAUGAAACAACUCAUCUUGAUACUAAUCGAGCCAUUGCAAAUGGUUUGAUCUUGUAAUUCCAAAAACCAAAAAAAAUUAAGUUUCUAAUUAAUUAGGUUUAAAUUUAAUGAAUGGUUUGGGGUUUACAUAGUAGAAAUGAUAAAAUUCCUCUUACUUAUU